GCAGUAUGGUUGGAAGAUGUCUUCGGAGGGAACGGAUGCGUCACUGGAUUAGUGCCUGAGAAUCUGUCCCAGCCUCUUCCUCCUGAGCUCGCUGAGACGCCUCCAGAAGGGCACGACACUCGCUGCUCGCUUUCCCUCCGCCAAGCCUUCCACAUGAGCCAGCCAAGCCUUGCCUCCCCACCAGGAUGAAGAAAGAAAAGAAAACGCAUGCUUUACUGUUUCUCCUCCUGCUUCACUUCACCUUGGGGCAAUCAGACUAUGCUCCGUAUUUUUAUGAUAAUGGACCCAGCAGUACACAUGGGAAUAUGGCCUUGUUCAGCAUCUCUGAGGAUACAGCAGUUGGGACGCAGAUAUACAUUCUGAAUGGUACAGAUCCAGAGAGAGAUCCCGUGCGAUACGGUCUGACUUUUGAAAAGGGCUCCAAAGAAUAUUUUAUGGUGGACUCCAAGUCAGGAAAUGUGACUCUGAUUCAGGAGCUCGACAGAGAGAAACAAGAUGAAAUCUCGGUGGUCGUGAGCAUAACGGACGGUCGCAAUAAAGUUGUUGAGACAGUGAGAGUGUUUGUCACUGAUGCCAAUGAUGAACCACCUGAAUUUCAAAACCUGCCUUUCAUCAUUGACAUCCCAGAGGACACUGCUCCAGGAAGCAGCAUCUACAGAGUCCAGGCAAUAGACAGAGACAUGGGAUCAGGAGGCAGUGUCUCAUAUUAUCUACAGACUUCACCGUUUGCCAAGUUUACCAUCGAUGGGCACAGCGGGAUCCUAAGAGUCAAACCUGGUGAGACUUUGGACUACGAGACCACGCCUACACACUUUGUGACGGUGGUUGCAAAGGAUGGAGGUGGAAAGUACAAGGGCAAACACCAGGUUCUGACCGCUACAGCCACCAUGACAAUCAAUGUACUUGAUGCCCAGGACAUGCCUCCAUCCUUCAUAGGAACCCCUUACUUUGGCUACGUCUACGAAGUCUCAGUUCCUGGUUCUGAAAUAUUCACCGUGUACGCUAAAGAUGGAGAUCAAGGCAAUCCUAACCCGAUACAUUAUUCCAUCAUAAAUGGCAGUGAUGGUGUCUUUGACAUAAAUAGCACCAGUGGAUGCAUCACUCUAACAACCCUUCCAACUCUGCUGAGAAAUGAGUUAUAUGAAAUCAUAGUCAAGGCGUCUGAGGUGGGACCAAACAAUCAGCUGGAGGACUUUGACAUUACCACGGUGACGGUCCGGGUGGUGGAUCUCAACAACCAUCCUCCAACCUUUUACGGAGAGAAUGGACCACAGAGCAAGUUUGAGGUCACCAUGUACGAGCAUCCUCCUGCAGGGGAGAUCCUCCGAGGCUUUAAGAUCACCGUCAAUGACUCUGAUCAGGGUGCAAAUGCUAAAUUUAAACUGAGACUCGUGGGGCCGAGUCGAGUGCUGCGAGUGGUUCCCCAGACAGUCCUGAAUGAAGCUCAGGUGACCAUCAUUGUGGAAGACACAUCUGGCAUCGACUACGAAAAGGGACCAACACUUUCUUUCAAGCUGCUGGCGGUGGAAAUCGACACUCCCGAGAGAUUCAGCGCAACAGCUGACAUUGUGAUCAACCUGCUGGACACGAACGACAACAUCCCCAAAUUCACCUCAGAGUAUUACAUCGCCAGGGUCCCAGAGAACUCCCCCGGAGGCUCCAGUGUUGUGACUGUAACAGCAAAUGAUCCAGAUUCAGGGCCCUGGGGUGAAGUCAAAUACACGAUUUAUGGAUCAGGAUCAGAUUUGUUUACCAUCCACCCGACGUCAGGCGUCAUCUCCACACAGCCAUGGACCAGCCUGGACGCAGAGGUCAGGUCUAAGUACAACUUCUACGUCAAGGCUGAAGAUUCUGAGGGAAAGUACGGCUUGUCUGAAGUCUUUGUCACCGUCCUCGACAUGAACGACCACCCGCCAGCGUUUGAUGAAACUUUCCUGGAGAAGACCAUGAUCAUUGGUACACCUGUCAAAGUAGAGGCAGUAGACGAUGAUGCAGAGUCUCCGAACAACGUCAUCGAGUACUCCAUCAUGAGGGCCGAUCCUGACAACGCCUUUGACAUCAACUCAGACACCGGGGAGAUCAAGCUGAAGCCGUUCAUCAAGUCCAUGGAGAUUGUGCGGAACAUCACCAAACAGAAGGACUGCAAGUGGUCUCUUGUGGUCCAAGCCAGGGACAGAGGCUCCCCAUCCUUCAGCACAACCGCCGUGGUCAACAUCGAUAUCACAGAGGCGAUCAAAGGUCGCAUUAUUUCAUACUUGAUGGGCCUCAGCAAGCGUCCGCUGACUGUUUUUGGAAUUUGUCUCAGCAUUACUCCUCUCAAGGGGCCUAUGGCGGCCUUUUUAAUGAAAAGUAGGGACAAUCCUUUGAAAGCUCUAGGCAUGGUCACUGUUAUCAUAAGCUUGUUGGUAGGGGUGACUGUCUUGAUCUCUACGGCUCUGUACAUGCGCAACUCAAAGUCAAACAGGAUCAUGCCGGCACGUCGCAUCAUCAAGAGGCGACCCAGGGACCAGCAGCCCUGGAACUUCAAGAUGCCUGCCGUCAAAUUCAACAACCCGGCAGAUAAGUUCCUUAUCGAUGACCAAGAGAGCAACCAACAGCGGCGCCCCAGCAGCCCCAGGCCGAAGCCUCCGCCCCCUAGCGCUCCUCCGCCUCCUUCAAACACCCGGGCUAAUGAGAGGCCCCGGGCGGUCCCAACAAUAUCUGGUACCCUGGUCCCAACAAUAUCUGGUGCGCUGGCUUCCAAAGGCUCAAAGAAAGCUAAAUCCAAUCGCCGCAAAGAGGGGAAUGUCAGCUCUGCUCUGGUGUCAGAGCUUAAAAAGAAGCUGGAGCAGAAAAUCAUUGAGAGCAACCAAGGUUAUUAUUAAUUCUGUCAAACAAACAUCUUGUUUAAGGUUCUUCGAUGACUCUACUGCUCUUAGCUCAUCUACUGUCUGAGGGUUUUUACCUGAACGUCAUGUGGUGAUCUGGCAGGGUGGGCCUACCUGUAGAUUAGUCAUGAGUAAAUGAUGAGAGGGGUGCAACAGGAAGGUUUACAGAUACUUAUGUCUGAGGACAAGAUAUAACCCAGUGGGCUUCCUCAGUUGACCUGGCUUAGGUUAAGACAGAACUCGCGUUUGUCUUUACUGCAGUGGGAGAUUAUUCACCACACUGCCAUCUUGAGGAAGAUUACAUCAUCUUAACAGUAAGAAGCACCAGUGUAAAUUACCCAGAGAGAGGAUUACCAAGACUUACUGUGUAUACAUAAGUUGCAUAACUUCCUGAAAAGUGUAAAUGUAAUGUUUUUUCGACACAGAACUAGGUUUUCACCCAAUUAAUCCUACAAGAAAAACAUUUCUUCUUGCUCUCUGGAGCGUGCAGCUGAAUGACACGGUCAUACAAAACGACACUGCUUCUUAUAAAGUGCUAAAGGACCUGUGUGUUGAUAUUUUUACUGUGUUACAUCAGCCGCUUCAAAGCUGAGAAGUUGCUCUUUUGUAUAAUUACAAUGUGCCACUGUAGGUUUUCACAGCAACACAAGCUAUAACAGAGAUGCUUUAUUCAUUUGAGUGUGUAAUUCUAGAAAAAAUGCUUUUAUAUAAAUAACAUGGGUCCAUUAUAAAUGUAUAUAUAUCCAUAUAUGGCAAGAUGUGAAUGUUUCCCAGUUGUAUCUUGCAGCAGUAAAUAACAUACGGUACAAAUGAAAUCAGCUGACACCACUUAAGGUUUUCAAGCACAAAUCACAAUGUAUAUAACCUGCUUAGACAUUUCCUUUAUAGGUAUAGAUAUUGAAUAUAUAAAGUCUGUGUUGAACAUUUAGGUUCCAUUCACAGUUUCUUUCCAUGUUACUCUUCAAUGCCUUCAAAUGUAGGCAAAGAAAAUUCAUUUAAUUGCUGUAACCCUUGUAUCUGACUAUAUCUCAACUUAUAUUUAUCUUAAAUAAGUUGAGAGAAACUAUAUAUCUUAACUAUAAAUUACACUUGCCUGGUCCUUUGAAGUAACAUAUUUGUACCGUCUUUGUACUGUC
This is a messenger RNA of Epinephelus moara (kelp grouper), 4003 nucleotides long. Its product is annotated as cadherin-related family member 1. Bases 186 to 2864 code for a protein of 892 amino acids. The transcript is spliced from 18 exons. NCBI's taxonomy places the organism in Eukaryota, Metazoa, Chordata, Actinopteri, Perciformes, Serranidae. The record is from RefSeq and is a predicted model, not a curated record. Gene Ontology annotation, cellular component: plasma membrane; catenin complex. Gene Ontology annotation, molecular function: calcium ion binding; cadherin binding. Gene Ontology annotation, biological process: homophilic cell-cell adhesion.